GGGCGCCAUUUUGGCUCCAUGUGAGCAGUCUGUUUGACAGGCAGGAUGCUAGUAUCGGGUGAAGGUGACCGUAGACGUGAUUAAAAGCAGCUGGAAUGGCUUCGUUUCGUGUGCUGAUGAGGAUGUUCUGUGCGGCCGCAGAAACAGCGGCAGCUCCGGUUCCGGUCGGCCGAUGGGAGAGACUGAAAAACAGCAAAGCAGGUGUGUUCUGUCGCAGCCUGGCGUCCGACUACAAAGAGGCGUGUCGUGAGUUUGCUGUCGGUGCGUGGGAACGACCCUUCAAAGCCUCGGCAUACGGCGUUCUGCUGGGCGGGGCCUUGACCUGUUUCUACACCAAACCCGACCAGUCGUCCUUCGAGGCCGCCCUGCUGGACCGCUCCAACCAGCUGGGACUCCUGUCACCAUGGAUACGCAACGCCACCUCUGAUGGCCACGUGCAGAGUCUGGUGAAGCUCCGCAACGAGGGUCGUCUGCGUCACGUCGGCCUGGGUCUGCUCUCUCUGGUGUACCGGGCGGAUUACGACCCGGCUGCCUCGCUGUACGAGGCCCAGUGCUCCAACCUGUCGGUGCCCUGGAGGGAGCUGCCGCAGAGGAUCCUCGACGUGGGAUUUGUCAGCUUCUGGUGGAUCCUGGACUACAAGAUGAAGGACUACGACGUGAACGUGGAGGAGUUCAAACACCUGCCAGAACACAUGCAGCUCACGUCGCCCCCUAGUGUUCAGGAGGUGGAGAAGAGCGAGAGGUUGCACGAGGAGUCGUGGUUACCGCCAAAAGUGGAGGAGGAGGAGACGGAAACAAAAACGGUGGACAGACGGGAGGAGCGCGUCGGUUUGGAGAGCCAGACGGAGGAGGAACAGACUCCAGUCUGAGUUCACUCAGACAUUUAAAACUGUGCACAGGAACUUCUUCUUUUCAUAUUUCAAACAUCCCUCAGCUACUUUUUUUUUUUUAACCCCAAACGAACAUUCACAGAUUUUCCUCAAAGAAGAACGAACAUCCCUUCAAAGUAUUUGUUUAUAUUUAUUGUAACAUGCUUUUUUUUUUGUUCCACAGAAAGUAUAAAAAAGUAAUCUCUAUGAAACACGUGUCAAUAAAUCUGUUGUUAUCUGAA
Labrus bergylta (ballan wrasse) is the source of this 1111-nucleotide messenger RNA. It is a transcript of the gene timm29, whose product is annotated as translocase of inner mitochondrial membrane 29. NCBI's taxonomy places the organism in Eukaryota, Metazoa, Chordata, Actinopteri, Labriformes, Labridae. Gene Ontology annotation, biological process: protein insertion into mitochondrial inner membrane. The record is from RefSeq and is a predicted model, not a curated record. Gene Ontology annotation, cellular component: TIM22 mitochondrial import inner membrane insertion complex.